Molecule: messenger RNA, 732 nt
Organism: Apodemus sylvaticus (European woodmouse)
Lineage: Eukaryota; Metazoa; Chordata; Mammalia; Rodentia; Muridae
Gene: Ccl19
Product: C-C motif chemokine ligand 19
Exons: 4
Coding region: 210-521 (103 amino acids)
Biological process (GO): inflammatory response; cellular response to type II interferon; G protein-coupled receptor signaling pathway
Cellular component (GO): extracellular region
Molecular function (GO): chemokine activity; CCR chemokine receptor binding
Source: RefSeq, a predicted model, not a curated record
CAUAAAUUGGGGCUGGUGGCAGCCUCACUCACACAGGCUCACCCGGGCACACACAGGCUCACUUGCCCGGUCCCUGAACCCCUUCACACCACACUCACAUUCCCAUCACUCACUCCCCUGUGAACCCGUCCGAGCCCCGGCCUCUUACCUCUUGCGCGCACCGUCUCUCGGUCUCACUCACUCUCUGUGGCCUGCCUCAGAUCACCUCCAUGGCACCCCGUGUGACCCCCCUACUGGCCUUCAGCCUGCUGGUUCUCUGGACCGUCCCAGCCCCCGCUCUGGGCGGGGCUAACGAUGCAGAAGACUGCUGCCUGUCUGUGACCCAGCGCCCCAUCCCUGGGAACAUCGUGAAAGCCUUCCGCUACCUUCUUAUCCGAGAUGGCUGCAGGGUGCCUGCUGUUGUGUUCACCACACUAAGGGGCUACCAGCUCUGUGCACCCCCAGACCAGCCCUGGGUGGAACGCAUCAUCCGAAGACUGAAGAACAAAGGCAAAAGGACCAGAUGGAGCCCUGUGUCUUGAGUAUAGAGAUGUGAAUCACUCUGGCCCUGGAAACCAAGGACAAGAAGAGAGGACCAGGCCUCCUGAUGCUCUGCCCCAGACCUAACCCAGCCAAGUCUGUGCCUAGAGAGUGGAUGUGAAUGUGAGUGUGGACAAGAGAGUUUGUGUGGCUAGGGCACGGCCUCUCCGUGGCUAGACUGCAGUGCUUCCAAUAAAGUCGCUUGGUACCGUG